AUGAAAAUUAAAAUAUUAAAUUUGCGCAUCAUCGUCGUGAUCUUUGCUGGCAUCUAUUUUGUAGAUGCAAAAGUUUACCAGAAAUGUGAACUAGCUUUGGAGCUUCGAGACAAGCAUUUCAUUCCUUUGGAUCGUAUUGGGGUACUUGUGUGUAUUGCUGAACGUCAAUCAAACUUAAACACAGCGGCUGUUGGUGAUGGAACUUAUUUCGGGAUGUAUCAGUUAAGCAGCGAAUAUUGGUGCGAAAGGAAUUAUGCUGGUAAGGCUUGCAAUGUGCAAUGCUCAAGCUUAACUGACAAUGAUAUCACUGAUGACUUAAAUUGUGUGCAAAUAAUUUAUGAUGAGCAUCAGCGAUUGUUUAACAACGGAUUUAAUGCGUGGCCAUCAUCUCAAUACUGUCAAUCACAAGGCAACGACUUUAUUCAAGAAUGUUUCAUAGAAGAUAAUCAAAUAAUCAAACCGCUUGAAAUAACACCGCGACAGUCGAAAAAACCAGGAAAUAUCAGUCGGGGAAAAGUUUAUGACCGAUGUGAUCUAGCACGAGAGUUAUAUUAUCAACAUGACAUAGCGAUGAAAGAUGUGGCGACUUGGGUGUGCAUUGCAAAUUACGAAUCAGCAUUCGAUACAUCAGCAAUCGGUCGAUUGAAUUGGGAUGGAAGUAACGACCAUGGAUUGUUUCAAAUCAGUGACAUUUACUGGUGUGGUGACAGUGGCAAAUCUUGUGGUUUGAAAUGUACAGAUUUAAGAGACAACGACAUAACCGACGAUGUCAAGUGCAUCAAGACAAUUCAUGCGGAACAUCAAAGGAUCUCUGGAGAUGGUUUCACUGCAUGGGCAGUUUAUCCCAGAUGCAAAGGACAACAAUCAAAAAGAUUUGCUGAUGGUUGCUUUGAUGCAAGUGAAAAUGAAAUAAUGCCAUAUCGUCCACGUCCAGGCGUUCAACAGCCGCAAAAAAAUUAUGCGAGUGUUACUCAACAACGAAAGCAAAUUGAAGUUUCAAAAGAUGCAGGAAAAAUUUAUGAACGAUGUGAACUGGCACAGGAACUUCGAUACAAAUUUAAUAUUCCUAUGGAAGAUGUCGCGACUUGGGUUUGCAUUGCUAAACACGAAUCUGGUUUUAAUACUUCAGCCAUCGGUCGAUUAAAUGCAGACGGAAGUGAAGAUCAUGGACUUUUUCAAAUAAGCGACAUUUAUUGGUGCAGCCCACCAGGAAGAGGCAAAGGUUGUGGUCUUACAUGCAGUCAGUUGGAAGACAGUGACAUCUCAGACGACGUUGAAUGCAUGUUGAAGAUUCACGAUGAACAUCGGUUCCUUUCAGGUGAUGGUUUCAAUGCUUGGGCUGUUUAUAGACCAUAUUGCCAAGGAAGAUCUCAAAGUUACAUUGAUGGAUGUUUCACUAGUAAUGACAUCGUUCCUCGACCUGCUAUUACGCAACCGACAACAACCAGAAGAACGACAACUGUUACGACCGCCAAAAAAACAACAAAGACAACAACUCGGGUGCCAACAACCUCAACUAGAACAACAACCACUCGAGCGCCAACAACAAAGCCAACCACUCGAGCGCCAGUAACAAUAAAGAAAGCACCUGCAGUUACGACAGUUGUUAAAAAACCUACAACCAGUCAAACUUCAAAACCACCAACAACUACACGACAAGUCAAAACUACUCCCAAAUCAGUAACCACAAAAACAACAACCAAACAGAAGUCAACGACAACAGCAAGUAAAGCGACGACGAAAGUGUCAAUUAAACUUCCAGACAAAACUCAAAGACCUGUCGAGAAUCCCAAGACUACUGUAAAGCCAUUUAAUAUUUUUGAUUUAUAUUUCAAUUCUAUUGGAAAAGGCUCGUUGGCUAAUAAUGAUGUUGUGACUUCACAAAGGAUCGCUGUCAGAGAACAAAAACAAUCAAAAACUACAAAAGUUCCGCAAGCAGCAUCAAUCAAGCCAAGUAUUUCAACAACACGAUCGAGUUCAUCAACAUCAAAAGCGUCCAACAUAAAUCCCGAAAUCACGACUACUCGUCAAGACUUUAAUGUCAAUCCCACUUUAUUGAAGAAGACAACAAGAACUUCUAGUAUUGGUUCGCUUUCUAUUUACAAUGCGCUUCAAGAUUACAGUGUGAACAGUAACAGAAUCGGAAGAGUUGUUGAAAAUAUUACGCCCCAUAGCUUUGACUACUUACUGACACUCACUACCCCAAGGACGCCUUUCAAACGAUUGUAA
Molecule: messenger RNA, 2229 nt
Organism: Clunio marinus
Lineage: Eukaryota; Metazoa; Arthropoda; Insecta; Diptera; Chironomidae
Source: the annotation of a GenBank genome assembly